AUGAGCGGAGACAUUUCUAAACCAACGAGUAAAAGACGCGUGAUAGAUUGGAACCCGUUAGAAUUGGGUAUAGCUUCUUCGCCGACUAACAGCUAUGCACAUCGGCUUCCACCAACGAAAGGACGAACGUGCAAACCAGGACCUGGCUCCACGCGUGAAGAGAUUAUUCGUUGGCUUCAGGCACAGGAUGCAUACACACUUCAUCGACCGGCACGGUAUAAAUUCCCGCGCUUGCGUUACAACGUCACGAAUAUCGACGAUCUGUGGGAGGCUGAUUUGGUUGAACUCGCUAAUCUCCGAAAUUACAAUGAGGGCUAUUGUUACUUGUUGACAAUCAUCGAUGUGCUUAGCAAAUUUGUCUGGGUAGAACCAAUACGAAGUAAGACUUCGGACAGUGUGACGGAAGCUUUUCGUCGCGUGCUCUCAAGAAGCAGAGGACGAGUACCAGUGUGGUUGCAGAGUGACAAGGGUAAAGAAUUCAUCAGGCAAACAUUUCAAAAAUUUCUGAAGGAAAAGAACAUAAGUUUUCGCACGGUACGAAAUCCGGAUGUCAAAGCAGCGGUGAUCGAACGCUUCAACAGAACGCUCAAAGAACGUUUAUGGCGCUAUUUUACACACAAAAAUACACAUCGCUACAUAGAUGUUUUGCAAAGCAUCGUGCACGCUUACAAUCACACUCGACAUUCAACCAUUAAAAUGGAACCGGCAAGCGUUACGUUGGAAAAUGCACGCAUCGCUCGUGAACAUAUGCAGCAGCGAUACCAUCAUCUCGAUAAACUCGAUCGAAGAAAUCAUAGACGAGGAGCUAAAUACAAAGUGGGUACACUAGUGCGCGUCAGUAGAGCGAAAGGAGUCUUUGAGAAAGGAUAUGAGGCGAACUGGACGGAAGAAAUAUUUCGUAUUCACCGUAUUCUCGAGUGGCGAAACUCCUGUGUGUACGAAUUGAGUGAUCUGUCAGGUGAAGUGAUCGAUGGGAUAUUUUACGAGCAAGAACUAACCGGGGUAAACAAAAACUUACAAGAAGAAGAAUUUAUCGUGGAUAAGAUGAUACGACGCAGAGGACGAGGAGCUAAUAAAGAAUUUUUCGCCAGCUGGCAGGGUUACCCUUCUAAAUUCAAUUCCUGGAUAGCUGCUUCGAAUAUAAAACUGCUUCCAAACCAUGAUGGGGGAAAACUAGUUUCUCAUGAUACUACCGAGCAAUAG
Molecule: messenger RNA, 1203 nt
Organism: Harpegnathos saltator (Jerdon's jumping ant)
Lineage: Eukaryota; Metazoa; Arthropoda; Insecta; Hymenoptera; Formicidae
Exons: 2
Coding region: 1-1203 (400 amino acids)
Biological process (GO): DNA integration
Molecular function (GO): nucleic acid binding
Source: RefSeq, a predicted model, not a curated record